UUUUUUUUCCCAACAGAAAAUAUGAAAACGAGGGUCUCACACCUAUACCUCCGAAUAACCCGGGAAACAAAAAAAGCACCUCCGAUCGAAAGAAAUGGCAACGAACGAACAAAUUACUUGUUGGACUCUCCCUUCUUCCUCUCUUUCUCUCUCCUUCGCCACCCCAAAAAAAAAAAACCCAAAAAAAAAGAAGAGAAAAUUCCCUCUCCUUCUUUCUAAUUUCCGGACAGAUUUUAUUUUUUUCUCCAUUCCGACGAAAGGAAAUGAAGCUGGUGUUGUAGGGGGGUGAUUUUCUGUCCGUUCAAACCCACCCCCUCCCAACAUCCGGCCCAUUUCCCCCCCUCAAUCCGGGUCGGGUUUCCGUACAUCCUCGGCGGGCGUUUGGAUCCGAUUGAUGGGGUUUAGUGGGUCACAGUAAUGGGUUGCAUUAGCUCCAAGAAGGCAAGGUCCGAAUCGCCUCCGUACUACUACGCCGCCUCCUCUUCUUCCUCGUCGGCCAACACAAGCCGGAGCAAUGCGCCGAGCGUCCUUGCGCCCUCAUCGCUGCUGCACGUGCGCGGCGGGCCGUUGGAGAAGAUAAAGGAGGAGCCGGAGAAUGAGGAUGGGGCGGAGGAGGAGGAAGAGGAGGAGGAUGAUGGACCGGCGGCGGGGAAAAGGAACAAUUUUUCGAGCUAUUCCGGAAAUUUGAAGGCGAUAAAGGGAGGGUCUUCUUCUUCACAGCAUCACAAUAAUAAAAAGUCAGUCUUUAGCCUUAAGUUUGGGAGGUUGACGGAGGGCGAGCACGCCGCCGCGGGGUGGCCGGCGUGGCUAUGCGCUGUCGCCGGAGAUGCCAUUGAUGGGUGGCUUCCUUUGAGAUCGGAAUCGUUCAAAAGAUUAGAGAAGAUUGGACAAGGUACGUACAGCGAUGUUUACCGGGCGCGUAAUGUGGAUACCGGUAAAAUAUUCGCUGUCAAAAAGGUGAGAUUCGACAAUUUUCAGCCCGAGAGUGUGAGAUUUAUGGCCCGUGAAAUCCUCAUUCUACGAAAACUCGAUCAUCCGAAUGUAAUGAAGCUCGAGGGUAUAAUCACUUCUCGAUUAUCGUGUCAUAUAUACCUCGUCUUCGAAUACAUGGAACACGAUCUUGCUGGACUUUUAUCAUGCCCCGAUAUCAAAUUCACCGAUUCACAGAUUAAAUGCUAUAUGAGACAGUUAUUGUGUGGGCUCGAGCAUUGCCACUCGAGAGGUAUAUUGCACCGAGAUAUUAAGACGUCGAAUAUUUUGGUAAAUAACGAAGGGGUUUUAAAGAUAGCCGAUUUUGGUCUUGCGAAUUUUAUGAGGCCGAAAAACAGACAACCUUUGACUAGUCGGGUUGUGACUUUGUGGUACCGCCCGCCCGAGCUUCUUAUGGGGUCCACAAAUUACGGCGAAGCGGUCGAUUUAUGGAGCGUUGGUUGUGUUUUUGCCGAGCUUUUUAUCGGAAGGCCACUCUUUAAAGGAAGAACCGAGGUAGAACAAUUGCAUAAAAUAUUUAAAUUAUGCGGUUCUCCGGCGGAGGAUUAUUGGCAAGUGACGAGACUUCCUCUAGCGAAUAUGUUUAAACCUCAACAGCCUUACGAAAGUACACUUAGAGAGAGAUGUAAAGAAUUACCGAAAAGUGCGGUUAACUUGAUAGAAACUUUUCUUUCUAUCGAGCCUUACAUGCGCGGAACAGCUUCUUCUGCUCUUGAUUCUAAGUACUUCACGACGAAACCGUAUGCGUGUGAUCCAGCAAGUUUGCCGAAGUACCCUCCGAACAAAGAGAUCGAUGCGAAAUACCGCGAAGAUGCAAGAAGGAAAAAGGCGGGCAACAUGGCUCAUGCACAACAAGCCGGAUCGCGCAGGAGAUCCCGUAAACCAUUGCAAGAACCGAGCGAAUUCUUUAAAGUCGUUCCAACUGAGGCGGGCGAAGCCAACCACGUCUCGCGUAGGACCCACGGGGGAAGUGCGAACGCGUACCGAAGAAGAAGCGGGCACGGGUCCCGCACAACACUAAAGCAACAACCGUACGACACAAUGUCGGACGCUUCUCAACUGACGGCGGAAUCCCAAGCCUCCCACCAAUCGAGCACCCGCUCGGUUCCCGUGCUUGCCGCCACAUCAUCGAGCAAUUUCGAGUGGCCCAAAAGGCAAAGAUUUCAACUCCAAUCCACCUCAACAAGUCGACCGUCGAGCGCGCUCCACGAAAGCGACGAUGCUUUGGACUCGGAAAACGACGGGCCCACGGGCCGAAACGAGGCCGCCAGACGGGCCAUGCUUUGGGAACAAGAGCACUCGCAUCGCCCCGAUUCUUUGCAUUCGUCCGGUAUUUACGAGUCUCAAGAAUUAUAUGAGGGUAAUGGCAAUAAAAAGAAAGGAAGGGUUGCAUUUUCCGGGCCAAUGAUAUAUCAGUCGCAAGAAAUCGACUCAAUCCAGCACGACCAAUCUCGUCACGUCGCUCAAAGAUCCCGUUUCUCCAAAGAUUUGUGAUCCAACGGGUGCGAUCUGAUCAAUCUUGUCGACGAAGCAAUGCCGGCUAAACGAGCUCCAACGGAAACUAGAGAAUCUCUAACAAUGGCUAUAUAGCAUCUCAAGGUAGUUUUUUUUUUGCUCUAGCUUUUUUUGGCAUUGCACCAGUUAUAUAUAUUCAUACAGAGAAAUAAAGCUGUAGAUUUAUUCAAUAUAUAUAUAUAUACAUAUGUAUAUAUAUAUGUAUGUAUAAUUGGCUGAGAUGUGAAGAAUUUUGAGUGGAGAAAAGCUGCUAAAAGAAUAUAUUUGUCAUUGCAUCAGGACCAGCUUAGUAAUAGGAAUCAGCCAAAUCUCUUUUGAUUUUCAACUUCACCUGUAACAUAAGAAUAAGACAAUUUUUUUAUUUUUUUUAAUGUUAUUUUUUGUUUAUUUU
This is a messenger RNA of Erythranthe guttata (spotted monkey flower), 2896 nucleotides long. NCBI's taxonomy places the organism in Eukaryota, Viridiplantae, Streptophyta, Magnoliopsida, Lamiales, Phrymaceae. The record is from RefSeq and is a predicted model, not a curated record.